AUGUGGAAGGAUGGAUAUUUUGCAAGGCGACUGUUUGAGCAGAUGAGUUCAAAUGAUGUUAUAAUGUGGAACAUGAUGGUUUCUGGAUACGCGUCAAAGAAAGAUUUCAAAAGGGCAUUGAGGUAUGUUGAUCAGAUGAGUCUUAAAGAAAUGGGCGGAUUUGGAGAAUUAGAACCAAAUAUCAUGUCAUGGACUGCAUUAAUCACAGGUAAUUUACAAAACGGAUACCCGUAUCAAGCAUUAAAUUUAUUCAAGAAAAUGGUGAUCCGAGGAGUAAAACCAAAUUCCACCACCAUCUCAAGUGUUAUUUCGGCUUGUGCCUACUUAUCUUUGGAAAGAAAUGGCAAGGAGAUUCAUGGGUACUGUAUAAAAAGUGAAGAGAUUGAUUCAAAUUUGUUUGUGGGCAACUCCUUGAUUAGCUUCUAUUCCAAAUCCCAGAGGCUAAGUGAUGUGGCAAUAAAGUAUUUCGAUAGAACUAAAAAAGGGAGAUUAUAA
Lactuca sativa (garden lettuce) is the source of this 495-nucleotide messenger RNA. The record is from RefSeq and is a predicted model, not a curated record. Lineage: Eukaryota; Viridiplantae; Streptophyta; Magnoliopsida; Asterales; Asteraceae.